AUGACAAAAAAUGAAAACCAUUAUGGUAUGCCUUUGUCCACAGCGAGUGAAAGCUUGGAAUACUCCAAUUCAAUUUCACAGACCUCAGAUUACUCCGGAGUCUCUAGAAUUCUACCAAGCCCCAGCACAAGGUUUGGCAUAACAUAUUCAACUCUUAAUAAUCUACUGGAAUCUAGAGUGCAGGUAUUAGAACAGAACCAGCAGCAGUCUUGUCAGAUAUAUGGACAGUUUAAUAAGGCAUUGGAGGUCAAAGUACCAAGUUACUUCAUGGACCAAAAGAAGUUUUGCUUGCCAAUAUCUGGACAGAUAUCUAUGCAUUCUCAGUUCCCUUCAGAACAAUCUCAUGGGGUUGACGUGCCUCCAGAAAGUUCUGCACCUUUUGUCGGCUCUGAGGCAACCACCAUACUGGCAAAUUUAAAUAACCUGCCAGUUUUUUCUUCAAGAGAAAAGGUCUUAGCUUCUUAUGUAAAUUCCAAGAGAUCGGCAGUCCCAAUGGAAGACUGCCUAGCGUCUUUCCUUAAGCAUUUUCAUGCAACGGUGUGUGAUGAUGGCAGGUGCUAUUGUGAAAAUGUUCUCCCACUUUUAUCACAUUUUGACAACUGCCUCCAAACUGAUUGCCUAUUUUGUGCUUCUAGCCGAAUUUUGUGUAAGACUGUUAAUCUCACUCAGAAUUCGAAUGAGGUGAAGAAUGGUCUUAAACGGGGUAUCAAUAAUAUAAAUUCUAGUGGGCAUGGAUCUUGCUGUUCAGGUGAUAUAAUGCCUUCCUCAAAGUGUCAGAAGAUGGAAAAUACCUUUUAUCACUUUUCAUCUGGAGAUGGAAUUGGAUCCGUGGUUGCUCCAUUCAUGGUUCGACCUGAUGAUCUUGGAGGACUCCCACCACUGAAGCAAUUGCCUGAAUCUCCAGUAUCUAUUAAUUCUGAGUUUCUUGAGGCUAAUAAUGGACUGCUGAUGAAUUCCAUGGAAAAUCCUACAAGCUGUGAUCAGAUGAGGAGCAGUGCUGCAGAUAAUUAUCCCAGAUUAAUUUGUGAGAAUGUUUCUGCCCCUUUUAAGGGGCACAGCGUUGGUUGUAGUUCAGGGGAGAUGGACUCCAGAAGUUCUAGUGGGGUUGCUGACGUUGCGAAAGAUGACUGCAACAAAUUGAUGAUUAAUUGUAUGCCUAUUCUCCCUGGAGAGGUUGGCACUGCUUUUAACAAAGAGGAUUUGCAGGUCAUAUCUAAAUUUCCUGUAGCCAAACCAGCUAUAGAAAUUGAGUUAACUGCAACAGUUACUGAACACGAAGAAGGAAUGAAAUCAGAAAGUCCAAAGAUGAGAGGUGCUUCCUUAAUUGAUUUUUUCACAGCAGAACAGAUAGAGGUACAUGUGUCCAGUCUUGGGCAGUGGAUUGGCCAGAGAAUAGCAAAUGAAGAAGACAAAAUAAUAGAUCAUGUCAACGAGAAUCAAUGCCAGUUAUGUGCAGAAGAUAAGCUUUGGUUUUUCCCAGUGCCCAUAUAUUGCUCGUGUUGUGGUGCUCGUAUUAAGCGUGGGGUGAUUUAUUACACCACAUCAGAUGAAGAUGGCGUGCGGCCUUGUUUUUGUACUUCAUGCUUUAAGGUGUCUAGAGGUGGAAGGAUCACAUUCUAUGGAAUCACCAUUGUGAAGGAAAAGCUGCAUAAAAAGAAGAAUGACGAGGCAACUGAUGAACCGUGGGUUGAGUGUGAUAAAUGUAAAGGGUGGCAACACCAGAUAUGUGCUCUGUUCAAUGAUAAAAGAGACAUGGAAGGAAAAGCUGAGUACAUCUGUCCCAAAUGCUGCUUAAAAGAAAUGAAAAGCAAGGAGAAUGUGCCAUCAUCUAAGGCUGCUAUUUUUGGUGCAAAAGAUCUGCCUCGUACCAUCUUGAGUGACUUCAUAGAGGAAAGACUUUUUAGGCGUCUUAAUCAAGAGAAAGAAGAGAGAGCAAAGGUUAUGGGAGUGAACAUUGACGAGGUUCCAGGAGCAGAAGAUCUUGUUGUAAGAGUGGUGCUAUCUGUUGACAAACAGUUGAAAGUGAAGGAGAAGUUUCUAGAAAUCUUCCAUGGCGAGAACUACCCUGUUGAAUUUCCUUACAGAUCAAAGGUGAUUCUUUUGUUCCAGAAUAUUGAAGGAGUGGAUGUAUGCCUUUUUGGCCUCUACGUCCAGGAGUUUGGCUCAGAGUGCAGUCAGCCAAACCAACGCAGUGUUUAUAUCUCAUAUCUUGACUCUGUGAAGUACUUCAGGCCAGAGACAGAAACUUCAACUGGAGAAGCUCUUCGUACAUUUGUUUACCAUGAAAUAUUGAUAGGAUACCUUGAAUACUGUAAGAAACGAGGUUUUACAACCUGCUAUUUAUGGGCCUGUCCUCCUCUAAAGGGAGAAGAUUAUAUCUUGUAUUGCCAUCCAGAAAACCAGAAGACUCCGAAGUCUGAUAAGCUGCGACAGUGGUAUCAUUCAAUGUUAAGAAAAGCAGCAAAAGAAAAUAUUGUGGUAGAUUUUACAAAUUUAUAUGACCAUUUCUUCGUUCCUACUGGACAUUGUUACUCGAAGAUAACAGCAGCUCGUUUGCCUUACUUUGAUGGUUGCUAUUGGUCUGAUGCUGCGGAGAAUAUCCUCAAGAAUAUUGAACAGCAAACUGGGAUAUAUGCACAGAGGAAGGUGAAGAAAGUAAUGACAAAAAGAACUCUAAAAGCCAUGGGGCAUACAGAGUCCUCUGGUGGUAACACCAAAGCUAUUCUACUGGGGGAUGGUCCCAUUUGUGGUCGUAAGGAGGACUUCAAGGUCGUUCAUUUGCAACAUGUUUGCACACAUUGUCAUGAAGUGAUGUUAUCUGGAAGCCGAUGGUUUUGCUGCCAGUGCAAAAAUUUUCAGCUAUGUGGAAGAUGCCAUGAUGCAGAGAAAAGUCUCAAUGGGGAGGACUCACACUCCUUAAAUAACAGGGAAAAGCAUUUACUCUCUCAGGUGAGAAUCCCUACUAAAAUUACGGUGAUCACUAGAUUCGUAAUUGCAAAAAUGGCACAUCUGAUACCUCCUUCAUUCUUCUCUUUUCAGGUUAUGGUGAAUGGGAUACCGUCCUAUACUGAGGAUAAUGAUGCUAUUUUAGAGAACUGGCAUUUUGAGAAUAGACAUACUUUCUUGGGUCUGUGUCAGAAGAAUCAUUAUCAAUUUGACACCCUUCGCCGAGCCAAGCAUUCAUCAAUGAUGAUCCUGCAUCAUCUCCAUAAUCCAACACUGCCAGCAGCUGGGAAUAAGUGCAAAAUUUGCCAUCAGGGUACUGAUACACUGGAUAGAGAUAUGCUCAUCAAGAAGCACUGCAGGUAUGAUGAUGAAUCUUCGUGA
This is a messenger RNA of Dovyalis caffra, 3327 nucleotides long. The record is from the annotation of a GenBank genome assembly. Lineage: Eukaryota; Viridiplantae; Streptophyta; Magnoliopsida; Malpighiales; Salicaceae.